Molecule: messenger RNA, 2166 nt
Organism: Oncorhynchus nerka (sockeye salmon)
Lineage: Eukaryota; Metazoa; Chordata; Actinopteri; Salmoniformes; Salmonidae
Product: suppressor of cytokine signaling 4-like
Biological process (GO): phosphatidylinositol phosphate biosynthetic process; intracellular signal transduction
Cellular component (GO): phosphatidylinositol 3-kinase complex
Molecular function (GO): 1-phosphatidylinositol-3-kinase regulator activity
Source: RefSeq, a predicted model, not a curated record
AUAGCAAUCACCAUAUAAAUUCAAAGAUGAAAAAGCCUGGAAGGAGGAGAGAUGACUAGAAACGAUUUGGUUGUCCGUUUUAUGUGUGGAUUAAUUGGCGGAGUAGAAGAGCUUGUGCAUUUCAGCACAGAGCUGUAUGAAGAAGAGGGAAGGCCAUGUCUGAGAUGAAAUCCCGAAGUUCGGACAUCUGUCCCAAAUGCAGCAUCCGCAGCUGGAGUGCCGACGGCUACGUGUGGAGCUGCAAGAAACGCUCCCGGAGUUCCCGAAACGAUCCGGGCCUUCGGGGUCCGGAGGGGGUAGGGCCGAUGGAGGAGCAAGGAGCGCGUUCCACCUCAUGUCCGCGGAGACGGAGAGAGAAGAAGUGUAGCUGUACCAUAAUGGGGGAUGUCGACAUAGAUGCCUGUCGGAAAGCCCUUUCUAGGCGCUCUCUCCGGCAGAAGUUCCAGGAUGCAGUGGGUCAGUGUUUCCCUCUCCGCACUGACCAUCGCCACCACCACCACGGCUGCCCAACGGGGGCCUACCAGGGGGCCUUUUCUGUGCUCCUCUGGUCCAAGCGUCCGAUCCAUGUCACGGAGCUCAUGCAGGACAAGUGCCCCUUCUCGUCCAAGUCAGAGCUGGCCCACUGCUGGCACCUCAUCAAGAAGCAUGCCACCCACCCCAGCGCCAUUGUGGGCCUAGAGGUUGCCCAAGCCGCCAAGGCUGCACAGGCUGCUGGCAAAGAACCAGUCCCGUCCCCUUCCACAUCCCCGCCUUCGACACCUCUUUCAUGGGAGGGCAUCUGCUUGAGUAGGCCCCUGAGCCUUGAGGACUGGGACCUCUCCCAUCCGCAUGGCAGAGCAGCCUAUGGUGGCAACCAUACAGAUUAUAUCCUAGUCCCUGACCUCCUGCAGAUCAACAACAGCCCGUGUUACUGGGGAGUUCUGGACCGCUUCCAGGCAGAAGAGCUCCUGGAAGGACAGCCCGAGGGCACCUUCCUCCUCCGUGACUCGGCCCAGGACAAGUUCCUCUUCUCCGUCAGCUUCCGCCGCUAUAGCCGCUCCCUCCAUGCGCGUAUCGAGCAGAACGGCAAGCGCUUCAGCUUCGAUGGCCGCGAUCCAUGCAUGUACCGGGACCCGAGCGUGACGGGCCUGCUCCGGCACUACAGCGACCCAGCCACAUGCCUCUUCUUCGAGCCCCUCCUGUCCCGCCCUCUGGCCCGGACUUUCCCAUUCACCCUGCAGCACCUGUGUCGCGCAGUGAUCUGUAGCUGCACUACGUACCAGGGCAUCAAGAUCCUUCCACUGCCUCAUCAGCUCAGGGACUAUCUUAGACAGUACCACUACAAGUGCAAUGGGGCUUGUGCAGUGUAAAACAAUGACAAUUUCUGACUUCAUAAUUAUAGUCCCAUGGGUUACUACUCUUCAAUAUUGACCAUGUUUCAUUGGUUUUUAGAGACUUGUGAAUACCCUGACUGCUACAGUGCCUUCAGAAAGUAUUCACACCCAUACACUUUUUACACAUUUUGUUCUGUUAAAAUUGAGAGUUUGUGUCACUGGCCUACACACAAUAUCAAAUAAUGUCAAAGUGGAAUUAUGUUUUUAGAAAUGUUUACAAAUUAAUUAAAAAUGAAAAGCUGAAAUGUCUUGAGUCAAUAAGUAUUCAACCCCUGGCAAGCCUAAAUAAGUUCAGGAGAAACAAUUUGCUUAACAAGUCACAUAAUAAGUUGCAUGGACUCACUGUGUGCGGUAAUAGUGUUUGACAUGAUUUUUGAAUGACUACCUCAUCUCUGUACCCCACAUAUAAAGUACAAUUAUCUUUAAGGUCCCUCAGUCGAGCAGUACAUUUCAAACACAAAUUCAACCACAAAGACCAGGGAGAUUUUCCAAUGCCUUGCAAAGAAGGGCACCUAUUGGUAGAUGGGUAAAAAAAAAGCAGACAUUGAAUAUCCCUUUGAGCAUUAUGAAGUUCUUAAUUAAAAUUUGGAUGGUGUAUCAAUACAUCCAGUCACUACAAAGAUACAGGCAUCCUUCCUAACCUAGUUACCGGAGCGGAAGGAAACCGCUCAGGUAUUUCACCAUGUGGCCAAUAGUGACUUUAAAACAGUUACAGAGUUUAAUGGCUGUGAUAGUUUUCUCCUGAGGAUGGAUCAACAAUAUUGUAGUUACUCCACAAUACUAACCUAAAUGA